Molecule: messenger RNA, 2847 nt
Organism: Cygnus atratus (black swan)
Lineage: Eukaryota; Metazoa; Chordata; Aves; Anseriformes; Anatidae
Gene: PIWIL2
Product: piwi like RNA-mediated gene silencing 2
Exons: 20
Biological process (GO): regulatory ncRNA-mediated gene silencing
Cellular component (GO): P granule
Molecular function (GO): protein binding; piRNA binding
Source: RefSeq, a predicted model, not a curated record
AUGGCGGAGGGCGGCUCGGGCGACGCGGGCGCUCCGGGCAGCCUGCGGCCGGGGCUCCCGGGGGCACGGGGGCUGCUGGGGAGGCGCCCGGCCCCCCCGCUCAGCCCCGGCCGCCUGCCCUCCAUCCGCUCCCGGGACCUCACCCUGGGAGGCGUGAAGAAGGCAAGUGCCAGGGAGGGAAAACCUCACCCCCAACAUAAUCAGCAGAAGAUCAAGGAAGAUAAAGUGCAUCGCCCAGAGAGGAUGUUCGCCGUCAAGAAGGAGAAGAAGGAGCGGGACCGGGACCCGCAGAACGCGAUGGGCACGGCCCGGGGCCGGGGCCGGCCCGAGGAUCAUCCAUUCCCACUUUCCAUCUUCGAUCAGGGCCCCCCGCCGAAAUGCUGGGACGGGACGGGGACACCCAACCCCCGCUCCCCGCCCAACCGCGCCUCUCGCCCCGGUGGCAGUGAGGAAGAGCCGCCGACCGAGGACCCCCCGCCCGCCACCCCAAAACCGGCGCGGGGCGCCCCCUGGCUUCCCGCGGUGACAAUCCGUGGCCGGCUGCUGCAGCGGCUGAGCCUGGCGGCCGAGGACGAGCUGCUGUUCCUCGCUGCCCGCCCACACUUGCGCUGCCCCGGGCAGCCGGCCCACGAGCAGGACGCCACACGCCCGUCAGACGGAGCUGCAGACGAGGAAGGGCAGGCCUUCGAUGGCUCCCUCCUCUACCUGCCCAUCCUGCUGCCCCAGGUACGUUAACUGGACCUGAAGGCUCAGAGGAGGGCGGACGGGGAGGAGGUCAUCAUCACGUCCAGAUCACCAGGUCUGGAGCCCAGCUCCGACCUCUGCAUCCCCUUCUACACGUGGUGUCCGCAGGUGAGUGCAGCGGCCGCGCUCCUGAGCCCCAGCCAGCCUCCGGAGCCCAAAACCCGUCUAAGUUUUUCCUUUUUAGGUGAUGAGGAUCUUGGACAUGAAGCUGAUCGGGAGAACUUCUUUGACCCUUCUCAGGCCCAGCCAUGUUGGCGCAUUACAAGGCUGCAGAUCUGGCCGGGGUACUCCGUCAGCAUCCGCAGGAGGGACGGCGGGCUCUUCCUCCAGGUGGACACUGUCCACAAGGUGAUCCGGAGCGACUCCGUCCUGGCUUCCAUGCACGCCAUCUACAAGCAGAACGCCGCCGGCUUCCAGGACGAGUGCACCAAGCAGCUGGUGGGCAGCGUGGUCAUCACCCGCUACAACAACCGCACCUACCGCAUCGACGACAUCGACUGGGACAAGACCCCCAGGGACAGCUUCACCUUGGCCAGCGGCGAGGAGAUCACCUUCGUGGACUACUACAGCAAAACGUACGGGAUCACAGUGAGGGAGCUGGACCAGCCGCUGCUCGUUCACAGGCCCAAGGAGAAGAGGAUGCCGGGGAGGAAGAUGAUCCUGCUGGUGCCGGAGCUCACCUUCCUGACCGGCGUCACGGAGAUCAAGAAGGACAGCCGGAUGCUGAAGGACGUGAUGCGCGAGAUGCUGCAGAGCCCCCAGCAGCACUACGAGUGCCUCUGCAGCCUCCUGCGCAGGAUCCGGGAGAGCCAGGAGGCCUCGCACGAGCUCAUGCGCUGGGGCCUGGUCCUGGGCCAGGACAUCCACAGGACCCAGGGACGGAUCCUGCCCACGGAGAGGAUCAACCUGCGGCACAGCUCCUUCUUCCCCGCCGAGGACCUGAACUGGAGCAAGGAGGUGUCGCGGGAGGCCUCCAUCUCCACGAUCUCCAUGAACUACUGGCUGCUCGUCUACCCGCGGCGCCUGCAGGACCUCAUGAAGGACCUGGUGGCCGCCAUGAAGAGCGUGUGCGGCCCCAUCGGCAUGCACGUCAACGCCCCCGCCCUGGUGGAGCUGAAGGACGACCGCAUCGAGACCUACGUCAAGACGAUCCGCAGCGUUUUGGGCAGCGAGGACAAGGUGCAGCUGCUGCUCUGCAUCACCACCAAGAGCAAGGAGGAUUUGUACAGCGCCAUCAAGAAGCUGUGCUGCGUGCAGUCCCCGGUGCCCUCGCAGGUCAUCAACGUGCAGUCCCUGAUGGGCCAGUCCAGCAAGAUGAGGAGCAUCAUCCAGAAGGUCCUGCUGCAGAUUAACUGCAAGCUGGGCGGCGAGCUCUGGGGGGUCGACGUCCCCCUGAAGCAGCUGAUGGUCAUCGGGAUGGACGUCAGCCACGGCAGGGGGAUGCGCUCCGUCAUCGGCUUCGUCGCCAGCAUCAACCAGGUCCUGACCAAGUGGUACUCGAGGGUGGUCUUCCAGAUGCCCCAGCAGGAGAUCGCCGACAGCCUGCGGCUCUGCCUGGCCGAUGCCCUGCAGCACUUCCACGAGAUGAACCACUGCCUGCCCAAAAAGAUCGUGGUGUACCGGGACGGCGUGUCCGACGGGCAGCUGGACACGGUGGUCAAGUACGAGGUCCCGCAGCUGCAGAAAUGCUUCGACACCUUCGAGAACUACCGGCCCAGCAUGGUGGUGGUGGUGGUGCAGAAGCAGAUCAGCACCAACUUCUACACCGACACCUCGGAGAGGCUGGCGUCCCCCCCGGCGGGGACGGUCGUCGACCACACCAUCACCAGCACGGACUGGCAGGAUUUCUACCUGCUGGCUCACCGCGCCCGCCAGGGCUGCAGCAUCCCCACGCGCUACGUCUGCGUGCUGAACACGGCCAACCUCAGCGCCGAGCACCUGCAGAGGCUGACCUUCAAGCUGUGUCACCUCUACUGGAACUGGCCGGGCACCAUCCGCGUGCCGGCGCCCUGCAAGUACGCGCACAGGCUGGCCUUCCUGGCGGGGCAGGUGCUGCACCACGAGCCGGCCGCCCAGCUCUGCGACAGGCUCUUCUUCCUCUGA